AUGGCUCUAGGAUUCCACAACGAGUUGAGAUCUCACGGUGCCAUUGAGGCCGCCCAGGAUCCCAACAGUGGUGUUUCAGCAGAUGAUGCUGAACGCGUCAUGCUAGACGAGAGUAAGGAGGCAGGCUCAACUGCGCUCCAUUUCGACCCGAAUGCCUCCCCAGAAGAAAAGGCCGCGCAGGCCAAAGUGCUAGCGAAUGAUACCAGACGCCAUAAACCAAAAGGUGUCGGAAUCGCCACGGAUCUGGACGGUGGACCGCCAGACAAUUAUGACCUCCCUCCACCCGAGCCCGCGGCCGUCGCAGAAAAAGCCAAUGCACCGAAGAUCGAAACAACAGUAGCGAAUGGAGCUCCUCCCGAGGAGGAAGAGCAAUGGCACCAGGUCGGUUGGGCUCCACGUUUCGGCAGUGGUGAGACGGAGGAAGACAAAGAGGCAGGCAAUCUGCUCGAACAUCAGACACUUUUGGAGGGAAAACUAGACGACAAAUUCUUUGGUGAUUGGUAUCACAAUGCCGCCGUGAUCAUAUUCGCUUGCCUAUCCUCAUGGCUCGUUGCUCUCCUCGGUGGUGGUCUAGGAUGGCUCUUGCUCAUCAUGGCCACCUGCGGCACUUAUUACAGAACCUCGAUCAGACGCGUGAGAAGGAAUUUCAGGGACGACAUCUCUCGGGAAAUGGCCAAAGCCCGUCUAGAGACAGACAACGAAAGCCUUGAAUGGAUGAACAGCUUCUUGGUCAAGUUCUGGCCCAUCUACGCGCCACAGCUUGCCAAGGCUGUUAUACAAUCAGUCGACCAAGUCCUGAGCACCUCCACCCCGGCAUUCCUGGACAGUAUGAGACUUGAGUCGUUUGUACUGGGCACCAAACCUCCACGCAUGGAGCACGUCAAGACCUAUCCCAAGACUGAAGAUGAUAUUGUCUUAAUGGACUGGAAAUUCAGCUUCACACCAACAGACACAAUGGACAUGACAGCUCGUCAGCUCAAGACCAAGAUCAAUCCCAAAGUCGUGCUCGAAAUUCGGAUUGGCAAAGGUGUAGUCAGCAAGGCAAUGAAGAUCAUCGUCGAGGAUUUUGAGUUCUCAGGUUUAAUGCGCGUCAAGAUCAAGUUGCAGAUUGCAUUUCCCCAUAUUGAGAGGGUCGACAUUUGUUUCCUCGGUCGUCCAACCAUUGAUUAUGUCUGCAAGCCGCUUGGAGGCGAUACUUUUGGAUUUGACAUCAACUUCAUCCCUGGACUGGAGAACUUUAUCAAAGAACAGAUCCACGGAAACCUGGCUCCGAUGAUGUACGAUCCUAAUGUUUUCCCAAUCGAAGUGGCAAAACUAUUGUCUGGGAACCCGAUCGACCUUGCAGUUGGUGUCGUGGCGAUCACGAUCUACAACGCCCAUGGCUUGAAGAAUCCAGACAAGUUCUCGGGCACGCCUGAUCCCUACGUGGUUGUCUCCUUGAACAGUGCCAAAGAACUGGGACGUACCAAAACUGUCCGCGAGAACGCCAAUCCUCGUUGGAACGAGACUUUGCACCUCAUCAUCACGAAUUUUACAGACGCUCUCACAUUGCAGGUGUACGAUUACAACGACGUCCGUAAAGAUAAACAACUCGGGGUCGCCACGUUCUCACUGGACCAACUUGAAGGUGCACCUGAUCAUGAAGGGCUUACACUUGACGUGCUCUCGAAUGGAAAGCAUCGCGGAGUUAUCCAGGCCGACAUUCGGUUCUUCCCUGUCAUGAACCCAGAGAAGCUCCCAACAGGAGAGAUACUGCCUCCGCCAGAAUCCAAUACUGGCAUUGCGCGUAUCACCAUCGAGCAAGCCAAAGAUCUGGACGGUAGCAAGAGCAUGGUUGGUGCCCUGGACCCGUACGCCGCACUACUUCUGAACGGCAAGGAGAUUCACAUCACAAAUAAACUCAAGCACACCAACAAUCCAGUCUUCUCGGACAAUACCAAAUCGGUUCUUAUCACUGACCGUAAGAAGGCCAGGAUUGGGUUAGUGAUCAAGGACAGCAGGGAUCUUUCUGGCGAUCCAGUCAUUGGCAGCUACCAGAUAAAAUUAGACGACAUGUUAAAGCUGGUCGAAAAGGGCCAGGAAUGGUACAAUCUGCACGGCACCCAGAUCGGCAAGGCGAAGUUGAUGCUGGAUUGGAAACCCGUUGCACUAAAGGGUGCGACAGGAGCUGGCGGUUACAUCACUCCUAUUGGCGUCAUGCGAAUCCAUGUCCAGAGCGCAAGAGACCUCAGAAACUACGAAACACUCGGCAAAUCCGAUCCUUACGCAAGAGUCCUGCUAUCAGGAAUUCCCAAAGGACGCACUGUCACAUUCCAGAACGAGCUCAACCCAAUUUGGGACGAGGUCAUAUACGUCCCGAUGCAUACGCCUUCUGAGCGGAUAAUCCUUGAGGUUAUGGACGAAGAGAAACUCGCAAAGGACCGAUCGUUGGGCUUGGUUCAAAUCGCUGCUUCGGACUAUAUCAAGGAAAGUGAAGAGGGCGGAUAUGAAGUACACGACUCGAAAGUUUUACGUUCCGAGGGCUUGCGCAUGGGUGGUGCGGGUGGCGAAAAGGGUAUCAUCAACUACACCGUGUCAUUCUACCCGACACUGAACGUAGUUGACCCAGAAGAGGAAGAAGAGGAACGCAAAGCCCAGGCCGCCAUCGAAGCCGCUGGUGCCCCCGAAGCUACACCUUCACACACAAAGAGCAACUUACUCGAAGUCAAACCAAAUGGUAAUGCCACGACAUCGAUGCCAGAAAGUCCGAGGAGCUUGGGACCAGCUAGCCACAAAGGUGCACCCAGUCUCACAUCCAUCAACAGCGGCUCCAUCAGGUCUGGCUCUGGCCUAAAGAAGCAGGCGCCGAAAGUCAAGAUCACAGCUGACAAUCUCAGCACGUACGAGUCUGGCUUGGUCGUCUUCGAUAUCAUCGAGGGGCACUUCGCGGACACCGACAUUCGACUAGAGGUGUUGAUGGAUGACCACGUGUUCCCAGCGUAUACGUCCGCUAAGAUACGGCAGAAGGAUUUCCAUUUUGGCGAGACGGGCGAUGCGAUGGUCCGGGAGAUCGACAUGUCCCGAAUAACGCUACGUCUCGUUGAGAAGACUGAUAAGACUGGCAAGCAGGACGAGGACAACAUCACUGCCAGGUUGACAGGCUCGACCCUUCAAACUCUACAGCAAUGCCUAUAUAAGCCAACGGAGUUGACGCUGAGGAGCGACAGGGGCACAUCGAACAAGGUCACAGUGCUUUUGAGAUAUCUGCCCGUCAAGAUGAAGCUCGACCCUAGCGAAAGUAUCAAUAACAUGGGCACGUUGCGGGUGGAUGUGCUGGACGCUGCCGACUUACCUUCUGCUGACCGAAACGGCUACAGUGACCCAUACUGUCGGUUCCGCUUGAAUGGCAAGGAGGUGUUCAAGACGAAAACGCAAAAGAAGACGCUUCACCCAGCUUGGAAUGAGUUCUUUGAAGUUACUGUUCCGUCUCGGACUGCUGCCGAAUUCAAGGUCGAUGUGUAUGACUGGGACUUUGGUGACAAAGCCGACUGGCUAGGCUCUACCCUGCUUGAUCUUAAAGCGGUGGAACCCUUCCAGCCGCUGGAGCAAACAUAUCCAUUGGAUGGCAAGUCAGGUGCUAUUCGGCUUAAGAUGUUGUUCAAGCCUGACUACAUCACCCGCGCUCGGCAAGGGAGCUCAACCUUCUCUGGCACCUUUGCGCCAGCCGGUAAGGUGGUCGGAGCGCCCGUAAAAGGCAUAGGAAAGGUGGGUGGUGGGGUCGUGAAGGGCGCCUCCUUUAUCAGACGAGGAUUCGGUGGCGGCCGCGGUAACAAAGAGGACACAGAGACCGAAGCUAACGGAACCAUGCCGACCGAGACUGGCGCAAUCAGUCCAGCUAUUGCUACCCCGACGUCCACACCAUCCAGGGCUGUAGGUCUAGUCGAUGGAACAGCAUCUCCGACCCCUUCUUCUCCCAUGGUCCAUGCACGCUCUAAGAGUAACCACUCAACGUUGACGAACACGCCCAAGGGUGCAGAGACUGGUUCUGCCAGUUUUACCAUUGUUUCAGCGACCGGAUAUCCAUCAGGGGCGGACGUUCGCGUCCAUGUCAAGUCGUUGGGGCCGAAGGGCGCCAAAGAUCUAUUCAAGACCAAAGCGAUCAAGUCAUCGACGGGCACCGUGGAGUACGAUCCGAAUCACGAGACCUUCAGAGUGCCAUGCAGUGCGGACACACAAUUCCAAGUGGUUGUGAAGGAUCACGACACAUUCCGGUCCAAAGACCUGGGAGAAGGGCUAUUUUUCGUGUCUGAUCAAGGCGACGGCUCCGAACAGGCUGUCAAGGCUGGAUCGGGCAGCGUGACACUCCGAAGCAGCUUCACAGCCAAUGCGGCUGAAGCAUUCUCAGACGGCCUCAAGCCGAGCAGCAACGGACGGGAUAGCCCUGACUCGAAGCGCGAAGGACGACGAAGCUUCUUUGGGCGAAGAGAAAUCAGUGGCAGACACGACGCACAGCAAUGA
Exophiala viscosa is the source of this 4497-nucleotide messenger RNA. RefSeq names its product DNA-directed RNA polymerase II subunit J. The record is from RefSeq and is a predicted model, not a curated record. NCBI's taxonomy places the organism in Eukaryota, Fungi, Ascomycota, Eurotiomycetes, Chaetothyriales, Herpotrichiellaceae. The transcript has 5 exons. The coding region runs from base 1 to 4497 and encodes 1498 amino acids. Gene Ontology annotation, molecular function: lipid binding.